GGCCUUCUCAAAUCUCAAUCAUUUCCCCAAUGGGAAUCCUAAUAAAAUCAGCGGGCGGUAUGAAAUUGAGCAGGAGGCAAAACAGACAAUUAGUGCGCUGUGGGGGCAAUUGGGAAGUGAUGAUAUGGAUAGAGUUUACGCUUCACUCAAAUGCAGAUAAACUAAAGCUAGAGUACAUUAAUGGUGAGAUAGUGCUGUUGACUACCAGCUGACUUCCAUUUCCGCAGACUGGUCUGUGUAAGAGAGGUCGAUGACGAGGCCGAGGCGGCAUUCUCCGGCCCCACUCGCAGUUCCGUUACUGUGGUGGGUGGUGAUCUACUUCGCCGGCGUGCUGGGCUCGUCUUCUCCGGCACAGAAGGACGAGGAAGGCGUCAUUGGAUAUGGUUACAGAGUGGUGUCAGUUGGGAAGGAGUCCUCCGGGAGAUCUCUGACGGCGGACCUUCGUCUCAUCAAAGAAUCCUCCGUUUUUGGGUCUGACAUUCCCUCGCUCAAUCUCGUUGCAAGCUUCGAACAAAACGACCGUCUAAGAGUCCGAAUAACGGACCCCAACCACCGGAGAUGGGAGGUCCCGCAGGACGUCCUCCCUCGCCCACAACCGCCGGAGGGGACCUUCCUCCCUCUGACGGGACAUUCGAUCUCAGCUCCUCAGUCAGACCUGGAAUUCAUUCUCCAGAACACUACCAACAGCCCAUUCGGCUUCACGGUUCGCCGUCGUUCCACCGGCGACAUCCUCUUCGACACCUCGCCGGUUCCCAACCGUCCUGAAACCCUCCUCAUCUUCAAAGAUCAGUACCUCCAACUCUCCUCCUCACUCCCCUCCAAUAGAGCUAACCUCUACGGCUUGGGAGAGCACACCAAGAGGUCCUUCAAGCUGAGCCACAACCAAACUCUGACUCUAUGGAACGCCGACAUUGGGAGCGCCAAUUUAGACCUAAAUUUGUACGGAUCACAUCCUUUCUAUAUGGAUGUCCGGUCGCCUGCAGGAGCCACUCAUGGAGUAUUGCUACUAAGCAGUAAUGGCAUGGAUGUUGUGUACACGGGUGAUAGGAUCACUUACAAAGUCAUUGGAGGCAUUAUCGACUUAUAUUUCUUUGCUGGCCCGACUCCUGAGAUGCUGAUGGAUCAAUACACUCAACUUAUUGGCCGUCCAGCUGCAAUGCCUUAUUGGUCAUUUGGCUUUCACCAGUGCAAAUGGGGUUAUAAGAGUGUUUAUGAUCUUGAAAGAGUGGUUACUAGUUAUGCAAAAGCUGGGAUUCCUUUGGAAGUUAUGUGGAAUGACAUUGAUUAUAUGGACGGUUUCAAGGAUUUUACACUUGAUCCAAUCAACUUUCCUCUGGACCUGAUGAAGAAUUUUGUUGAUAGGAUUCAUCAAAAUGGUCAAAAGUAUGUGCUGAUACUUGAUCCAGGUAUUAGCAUUAAUGCUACUUAUGAGACUUACAUCAGAGGGAUGGAAGCUGACAUCUUCAUAAAACAUGAGAAUAAGCCCUAUAAAGGAGUUGUUUGGCCAGGGGAUGUAUACUAUCCUGAUUUUCUAAAUCCAUCUAGUGGAAUAUUCUGGAGCAAUGAAAUCAACAAGUUCCACGGUCAUCUCCCUGUAGAUGGCAUUUGGCUUGACAUGAAUGAGCUAUCAAACUUCAUCUCAUCCUCUGGAAACUCAUCUGUCCUUGACAACCCUCCAUACAAGAUCAACAACUCGGGAGAUAAAGUAUCAAUAAAUCAUAACACAGUUCCAGCUACUGCUCUUCACUUUGAGAAUGUUACCGAGUAUAACGCUCACAGCCUGUAUGGAUUGUUAGAGUCCAAAGCAACACAUAGUGCGUUGGUUAAAGUCACCAGUAAAAGGCCCUUUAUACUUGCUAGGUCGACAUUUCUUGGCUCGGGGAAAUACACUGCACAUUGGACUGGAGACAAUGCUGCUACUUGGAACGACUUAGCAUAUUCGAUUCCUGGUAUCCUAAACUCUGGACUGUUUGCCAUACCAAUGGUUGGGGCAGAUAUAUGUGGAUUUUCAAGAAACACAACUGAAGAACUCUGUCGACGUUGGAUUCAGCUUGGGGCUUUUUAUCCAUUCUCAAGAGACCACUCUUCAAACGAUACAAUCAAUCAAGAGCUCUAUGUCUGGGAUUCAGUUGCCACUGCAGCUAAGAAGGUGCUGUCACUCCGUUACCAGUUGCUUCCAUACUUUUACACAUUGAUGUAUGAAGCUCACCUGAAAGGAACUCCAGUAGCAAGACCUCUUUUCUUCUCAUUCCAUCAAGACACCAACACGUAUGAUAUUAGCUCUCAGUUCCUUCUAGGUAAAGGUGUCAUGAUCUCACCUGUAUUGUCACCGGGAGCUAGCUCUGUUGACGCCUAUUUCCCAGUUGGAGUCUGGUUUGAUCUCUUCAAUAACUCGAAUUCCUUGAGUUUGAGUCAAGGAAAAACCCUCAUGUUGGAGGCACCUCCCGAUCAUAUAAACGUUCAUGUUCGUGAAGGGAACAUAUUGGCUAUGCAAGGGGAAGCAAUGACUACACGAGCUGCUCGACAAACAACAUUCAAACUUCUUGUUGUUUUGAGCAGCAGUGGGAACAGCACAGGAGACCUAUUCCUAGAUGAUGGGGAGGAAGUGGAGAUGGGAAAAGAGGGAGGGAGAUGGACACUGAUAAAAUUCUGUGGGAACGUCAUUGGCAACAGAGUCAUGGUUGAAUCGCAAGUCAUCAAUGGGGAGUUUGCAAUAACUAGUAGAUGGGUUAUUCAAAAGGUGGCAUUUCUAGGGUUGGAGCAUGUGAGACAAUUUAAAAGCUAUAAACUUGGCCAAAGAAUCGGAUCAAUAUGGAAGCAGAACCGCAGAAUGAUGAAAGGUAUUAAAGUGGGGCGAAAAAAUGGUGCUAUGGAAGUCACUGGGAUGACAAUACCAGUUGGGCAGGAGUUCAAACUUGAGCUAGAGGCCAAUGCCUAGGAGGAGAUUUGUGCAAAGAUGAAAAUCAGUGUUUCCAAGCUAAUAAACUGUUAGUACUUCCUUUUGGCAUCUAAUAAUGUGAUAAUGAUUAAUAAAGUAUUUAUGCCCCCUGCGACAGUUCAUCCGUAAUGAUUCAGAGUGUAAUUUAUAUCCCACGUUUGUAUAGUUAAGGUAUGGUCAUGUUUCAUUAUUAUGUUACGAUGUUGAUCUUUUAAUAACACACUACAUUUCAAGCUCGUGCGAUGUACACCACUAAACA
Cuscuta europaea is the source of this 3197-nucleotide messenger RNA. NCBI's taxonomy places the organism in Eukaryota, Viridiplantae, Streptophyta, Magnoliopsida, Solanales, Convolvulaceae. The record is from the annotation of a GenBank genome assembly.